AGUGCGCACGCGCGGCUAGCUUGUCCGCUAUAGGCUGCGUCGAGGCGGGAGCCUUAACCUCCUCUGGUGGUUGAGGCGAGUGGUCCUCUGUCUACCUGAGUUCUUUCUCGCAGGACGCGCGGCUUCUGUCGGAUCUUUGCAGGUCGGCACUGCUGAAUAUGAGACGAUCUGCAGCACCAAGUCAAUUGCAGGGGAAUCCCUUCAAAAAACUAAAAUUUAUACCACCAGGGAGAAGUAAUCCAAGUCCAAAUGAAGAGAAUACAAAGAUGAGUCCAGAUGUAAAAUUAUUUGAGGUUGUUGCAAGUAAGAAUACCUUUCUCCAGUUACAAAAUAACCCCAGAAUAUGCAGUUUAAAUCUGCCUACCGAGGGAAAUGCUAGAGAAGUUAAUCAUGGGCAUAAUUAUAGUGGAAGACACUGUUCCAAAGCAUCUGUAAUGGCAACAUUAGAUCCACCUCAUACAGAUUCAGGAAGAGUGCCCCAUCUGCUGGUGUAUAGAAGAGCAAUUGUCAUCCUUGAGAUACCAGUGCAAAUCAUUCACUCAGCCCCUAAAGAAAUAACAGUGUCUAAGGGACAAGAAGAGGAAGAACCUGAUAGCCUAGUUAAAUAUUUCAGUGUCGUUUGGUGUAAGGCUUCAAAGAAAAAACACAAAAAAUGGGAAGGUGAUGCUGUUCUCAUUGUAAAAGGAAAGUCAUUUACAUUAAAGGAUUUGGAAGGCAAAGACAUUGGAAGAGGCAUUGCAUAUAAAUUCAAAGAGCUUGAAAAGAUUGAAGAGGGCCACAGAGUGAUGAUUGGUGGAAAAGAAGUAGAAGUCAUGGGUAUAAUCUCUCCCGAUGAUUUCAACAGUGGCAGAUGUUUUCAGCUUGGAGGAGGAAGCCCUGCUAUCUCAAGUUCUUCUCAAGCUGCCAAGAAGUGUUUCUCUAACCCCUUCAAAAGUGUUUGUAAAACAAGUUCAAAGGAAAAUAGACUGAAUGGUUUCCAAGAUUGUAAACCACGCCAUGACCCACAUGCACCAAAUUCUCUUGUAAUGUCACGACCUGACAGCAAUCACCAGUGGACGUUCAAUAGGAACUGUUUUCCUAUUGUGGAUGUGGUGAUAGAUCCUCACCUUGUAUAUCAUCUUCGACCACAUCAGAAAGAAGGGAUCAUAUUCCUCUAUGAAUGUGUAAUGGGAAUGAGAGUGAACGGCAGAUGUGGAGCUAUUCUUGCUGAUGAAAUGGGUUUAGGGAAAACACUGCAAUGUAUUUCGCUCAUCUGGACGCUACAGUGUCAGGGACCCUAUGGAGGCAAGCCAGUAAUAAAGAAGACGCUUAUUGUCACUCCUGGAAGCUUAGUGAAUAAUUGGAGGAAGGAAUUUCAAAAAUGGCUAGGAAGUGAAAGAAUCAAGAUAUUUCCUGUUGAUCAGGACCACAAAGUAGAAGAAUUCACCAAAUCUCCAUUUUAUUCUGUUCUUAUCAUCAGUUAUGAAAUGUUACUUCGUUCUUUGGAUCAAGUUAAGAAUGUAAAAUUUGAUCUUCUAAUCUGCGAUGAGGGGCAUCGUUUGAAGAACAGUGCCAUUAAAACAACUACAGCCCUCAUUAGCCUCUCUUGUGAGAAAAGAAUAAUUCUAACUGGUACUCCAGUUCAGAAUGAUCUUCAAGAAUUUUUUGCAUUAAUUGAUUUUGUAAAUCCAGGAAUAUUAAGCUCUUUGUCAUCUUAUAGAAAAAUAUAUGAAGAACCCAUCAUUAUAUCGAGACAGCCAUCUGCUUCUGAGGAAGAAAAGGAGUUAGGAGAGAAAAGAGCAGCUGAACUUACUUGCCUCACUGGACUCUUUAUCCUUAGAAGAACCCAAGAAGUCAUAAAUAAAUAUCUUCCACCUAAAAUAGAGAAUGUCGUCUUUUGCCGACCAGGAGCACUACAGAUUGAGCUUUAUCGAAAGCUGUUGAAUUCUCAGGCUGUCAGGUUCUGCCUUCAAGGGUUGUUGGGAAAUAGUCCUCAUCUAAUAUGUAUAGGAGCUCUUAAAAAACUGUGCAAUCACCCCUGCCUGUUGUUCAACUCUAUAAAGGAAAAAGAAUAUAGCUCAACUUGGGAUGGAAAUGAAGAAAGGAGUCUAUAUGAAGGCUUGGUAGAUGUGUUCCCUGCUGAUUACAACCCUCUCAUGUUUAUGGAGGAAGAGUCCGGAAAACUACAGGUGCUAAUGAAGCUCUUAGCGGUUAUCCAUGAACUUCGUCCUACUGAAAAGGUGGUGUUGGUGUCCAACUAUACACAAACCUUGAAUAUUCUACAAGAAGUAUGCAAGCGUCAUGGAUAUACUUAUACAAGACUUGAUGGACAAACACCAAUCUCUCAAAGACAGCAAAUUGUUGAUGGCUUUAAUAGUAAAUACUCUUCUGAUUUUAUUUUUUUGUUAAGUUCAAAAGCUGGUGGUGUGGGACUUAACCUUAUUGGAGGAUCUCACUUAAUUUUAUAUGACAUUGAUUGGAAUCCAGCCACUGAUAUCCAGGCAAUGUCUAGAGUAUGGAGAGAUGGUCAGAAACAUCCUGUACAUAUUUACAGACUUCUAACCACAGGUACAAUAGAAGAAAAGAUUUAUCAAAGACAGAUCAGUAAGCAAGAUCUUUCUGGGGCAGUUGUAGACCUAACCAAGACAUCUGAACAUAUCCAGUUUUCAGUAGAGGAGCUAAAAAAUUUGUUCAUCUUACACGAAAGUUCACAUUGUGUUACUCAUGACCUGCUUGACUGUGAAUGUACAGGAGACAAAGAUGGUACAGGUGAUUCACUGGAAAAAUUCCCUAUCUCUAGAAAUUGUCAGCUUGGUCCACAUCACCAGAAGUCUAAUUCUCUGAAACCUCUCUCCAUGUCACAGCUGAAGCAAUGGAAACAUUUUUCUGGAGAUCAUUUAAAUCUUGCAGAUCCUUUUCUUGACAGAAUAAGAGAAAAUGUCUCAUUCUUUUUUCAGAAUAUAACCAACCAAAGUACUGCUAUAUAAGGAAAGAUAACUUCAUGAUAUUCCCUUGCCCCCCCUUUAAAAAAGUUAACAUAGUAAUUAAAUGUAAUUUUCGAAAACUAAUAGAAUUAUUUAAAUUAUGUUUUGUUGCAAAAUGUAUCAUAGCUGUAAUACAGUCAAAACUUGAGUUAAUUUUUUUGUAUGUAUUCUUUAGUGCUGAAACAUUAAAGACAUAAUUCUAUCAUCAUAUAAUUAUUAGUAUUCCAAAAUUAAUGUACUUUUAUUAAAUACCCAUUAAGGAAUUUUCAUAAGGACUAUAAAAAGGUAAAAUACCUCAUCCCCGUCUUUGGGAAAUCUAAUCUAUGUGGGAAUAUUAGACAUAGAUGUGGGAGAUCAGUUUCAACUAUAGCUCAAGGGAGAAAGAGAAUCAGACUAGGACUCCAGAGGCUGAACAUGCUGAGUGUAAUAAUUGCUGUGGAGCAGUUUGAAUGAGAAUGGUCAGCAGGUUGGGGCAGGAGACAAAGGACGAUGGGAGGCUUCAGAACACUAGUUUGUAGAGGCGCCUGGGUGGCACAGCAGUUAAGCGUCUGCCUUCGGCUCAGGGCGUGAUCCG
Molecule: messenger RNA, 3537 nt
Organism: Ailuropoda melanoleuca (giant panda)
Lineage: Eukaryota; Metazoa; Chordata; Mammalia; Carnivora; Ursidae
Gene: RAD54B
Product: RAD54 homolog B
Exons: 16
Coding region: 159-2966 (935 amino acids)
Biological process (GO): reciprocal meiotic recombination; double-strand break repair via homologous recombination
Cellular component (GO): nucleus
Molecular function (GO): DNA translocase activity; ATP binding
Source: RefSeq, a predicted model, not a curated record